Ostreococcus tauri is the source of this 540-nucleotide messenger RNA. RefSeq names its product Transcription factor IIA, beta-barrel. The transcript is spliced from 7 exons. The record is from RefSeq and is a predicted model, not a curated record. Gene Ontology annotation, biological process: transcription by RNA polymerase II; transcription initiation at RNA polymerase II promoter. Lineage: Eukaryota; Viridiplantae; Chlorophyta; Mamiellophyceae; Mamiellales; Bathycoccaceae. Gene Ontology annotation, cellular component: transcription factor TFIIA complex. Bases 1 to 540 code for a protein of 179 amino acids.
AUGGAGAUAGCCUCUCAAUACAAGGCCGUCAUGCGUGAAGUCAUAAAAAAUGUUGCGCCGGAUUUUAUAGCAGAACACGUAGACUUUACAAUUUUGCAACAAUUAGAACAGUCCUGGGAACGGAAACUCCUUCAGUCUGGUGCUCUCUCUAUAUUUGGAGCAGAUGCAGAUACGACGCUAGAAACAUCUUCGAAAUUGAUUGAACGUGGCGUAAAUGAUAAUUCAUCAAGUCCACGAACAGAGUCUCAGCAAACGACUCAAGAGGAGACAACUGGUUUAGAGGGUAAUAAUAGUUUGAAGCGUAAGCGUGAAUCUGCUGGAACACAACCUGUUUGUCAGAAAGACACUGAGAGUCUGAGUUCAGAUAGCGAGGAUAACACUCUAGAGAUGGAGCCCCCGACGUCAAACCUUGUAUUGAGCCAGUUCGAGAAAGUAGCACGUACUAAAAACAAAUGGAAGUGUUCUUUCAAAGAUGGGAUAAUGCUUUUAAACGGGUCUGAAUAUGUGUUUGGUAAAGCAAACGCGGAAUUCCUCUGGUGA